AUGAGGAAUAAGAUCGACCUCCCCAAGCUUGGCAUCGAAGGAACCAAAAUAAGGCACACAGUCAAUGGAAGUGUUCUCAUCGAAAUUCCAGGUCCGGAGGGACAUAAGAAAGCGGAUGUUCUGAGGGAUAAACUGAUGGAUGCACUGGGACCUCAUGCAAAGGUAUCUCGCCCAAUGAUCAGAGGGGAUAUUCGUAUCAUUGGUUUGGAUGACUCUAUCACCUCGAGUGAAGUAGAGGAGAUCCUUGUUAAACAAGGGAAUUGUAAAGCCUCCGAUAUUAAAGUAGGACAAAUCAGGCCCAUGAAUAAUGGGCUAUUUAUGGUAUGGGCCUAA
Molecule: messenger RNA, 333 nt
Organism: Formica exsecta
Lineage: Eukaryota; Metazoa; Arthropoda; Insecta; Hymenoptera; Formicidae
Exons: 1
Coding region: 1-333 (110 amino acids)
Source: RefSeq, a predicted model, not a curated record